UCUCCCUGGAGCAAAACUGAAAGGUGCAACAGUGAACACUCAUUUCCAAUACAGAAUGUAAUCACGUAUACAAAUGCCAGUAGUUUCCGAUGCAAACAAAUAACAAAGAAAAUAUUAUCUUUUUCCUUAUACACUGCAUACAAAAUUUGCUAUCUGGAGGAAAAUCGAUCAACCCAGCACAAACAUGACCUGGAUAUUCUUUUUGAUUAAUUUCACCAUCGUUGUGCAAGUGACCAGUGAGGUUCCAGAAGUGCCAGAGAUAGCUGUAUACCUCGGAGAUGCAGUUUCCCUGCCAGGGGUGAAGGACAAUCAGACCAGAUUGAUUGAGUGGACAUUUAAGAACAGCAGUGGAUAUUCAGAGGAUGUUUUUACCCUUUACUUAUCGUCGCCAGACAGCCCUGACAUCUUUGCAAAGUACAAAAAACGGAUAUAUGUCUUUCCAAACGGUUCAUUCACUUUGAAACAUGUGGACUGGAGAGAUGGUGGCAACUAUGAAAGAAAAAUUGACCAAAAGCACAAGCAGCAGUAUUGGCUCCGCAUUCUCGAGCUUCCUGGUCAUCCCAGCAUAAUUAAGAACCAAGAUGUCCUUACUUGUAAUGCCACUGGUUACGAUUCAGUGACCUGGACAAAGGAUGGUAAAAAUGUCCCAGAAGACUUUGAGAUUUCAAACAACACCCUACAACUCCCUUCUAAUGCAUCUGUCUCAAAACUCUGUGGAGUGUACAAGUGCCAAGCCCAAUCCCCAAAGCACAACAAGACAGCAGAUGUUUUAAUAAUUGUUUUUUCAGAUCAGCAGAAAGCCGUUGUCAUUACAGAGAUGUGUGCAUUUGUUCUGGACUUACUAUCUGUGCCAUCCACGAUGAUGCAGUUUCAGUUUUUCUACAAUUUGAUACCAACAGGGUGUGGUCCUUUGAAUUGGUGGUUGUUUAUUGGUGUCGUGGCAGACUUUGUUUCCCCUAUUUUAAACAUUGUUGGACUGAGCUUAUGGAUACAUGAAGAUUACUUCACAGCUUUAGUGAUUUUAAUGGUGAUUGCUGUUGCCCUCUUAAUCCUAUUAACCAUAAGAAAAAUAAGACAAGUCAAACUGCCACUGCCACACGGUGUACUCAACAUUUUCCAGUAUGGCACCACAGUAUCAGUCAUCUUUUUAAACAUUUACAAAGAAAAUCCUUGCAGCUUCUUUAUGAAAAAAGGCCUCCCUUACUUUUUAACACUAGUAGGCUUGAUAGUGUUAUUAUGGGCUAGCACCCUCGUCUACUUGGUAGCAGCUGGUAAAAGGAAGUAUACCAGGACAGCAGAGGAUAAGGAUAAGAAUGAGCCAUUACACAGAGAGGAUUCUGUUCUCUAGUUAACAAGGCUGGAGUGCCUUUGAUGUGUGUCGGAUCGUCACUACGCUUGUUUAUUUUUUGUAAUUGAUGUUUUUGUUUUAGGACGGCCCCCCUGUAAACUACUUUUCUUAACUUUUAUGUUUAACAUAUUUCUAUAACAGUACGGGUUUGUGUGUGCUGUAAUGGUAUACCUUAUUCCUUUGAAUUUAAGACACCCUCGAAUUUAACUCUUUCAUGCAUGGCGACCUGAUAUGGGGACGGAUAAUAAAACUCUACUAUUCUUUAUAUGGGGACAUAUAGAAGAUGCAAAUGCACAAUGGCCUCAUAUGAGGAUGCCAUUUGUUCCCAUAUAAAGCACUGAAAAUUUAAAAAAAUUAUAUUACAGAUAUAUUUAUUAUGUGUCCACAACUACUUUCUUGCAGCUGUUUUCAAUAUUUCAUGCAUGAAAGGGUUAAGAUGCAGCACAAAUUUUCCACCCUCAAUUUGACGAAAAAAAUAAAACAUAAAAUAAAUAUGCAUUUACAAAGAUACAACCUCAAUUAUGCAUAUGGACACAGUUUGCAGCCGUCUGCUGUCACAAUCGUGAUUACUCACACCUGUUUUUCUCCCAAUUUGUGAACUGUGGUAUUGCUCAUGUCAAAAAAUACGGGGGUCUGAUCAACAUUUCAUAAGAACAUAAGAACAUAAGAAAGUUUACAAACGAGAGGAGGCCAUUUAGCCCAUCUUGCUUGUUUGGUUGUUAGUAGCUUAUUGAUCCCAGAAUAUUAUCAAGCAGCUUCUUGAAGGAUCCCGGGGUAUCAACAACAUUACAUGUACUGGUACUGUUUGUUAGAAAUGCUGAAAUUGUAAAAGCUUAUCUUCAAAUUCCUCAGGAAGCGAAUGACGGUUUGUGGUGGAGUGUCCCGUCCCUUUGUUUAUUAUUUAUUUAUAUUAUGAGUUAUAUGUUUAUAUGACAGUGAAAGCCGAUUAUUAUUUGUUGUUAUUUUGCAUUUUAAUCAUAAAACCUUGUGAGGAUGCGUGACUGAUCAGCUACUGAUUAUUUAACUAGCUGACAGUCACGCAUCCUUACUAAACUCGUGCAGACUGUGGCCGAGGGGUAAUAAGAUAAUUAACAGCUAGUUAACCCCUCGGCCAGAAUAUAAAAACCUGCAGCUGUCCACGCUCAGGGGGGAAAGUGUCAGAGGUGACACAGGUUUUGAGAGAGGAGAUUAAAAAGUAAAAACAACUGCUAAGCUUGCUGGUUUUUACACCAGCACGAUACUUAUUUGUUUAUUUGUUUGGUCAACGUGCCUUUUUGUUUAGUGUUUUGUGUUUGUUCAGAUCUUUUGUUUUGUUAUUAUUUAAUAAAAAUAGCUGAGCACCAUAGUGCUCAGUUUCACCACCGCCCUUCUUUGUUUAUGUGUUGCUCCUUCCUGGUCCAUGACGUCAUCAUUGCAACCACUCUGCCACAUGGUUCUUUGAAAAUGGCUGCCUGUAUGUCAUGAAUGAUUUGACAUCGGGCAGAACGUUUUGGUUCGUCAUUUCUCGGCCGUUUGUUUACUUGGGUAUUCACGACUUUUGCUGGCGAUAUUAAUACAUGUAUCACUAUGCUGUACUUGAAUUUAAGACGCAGAAUAUUUUUGAGAAGCAAGAAGGCUGAAAACAAGUGCGUCUUAAAUUCGAAGGAAUAUGAUAUUCAGUGUGAGGUAUGAAAAGCCUUGUGGGAAACACAGUCUAAGGUGACGGUCCUGUUUGCAUGCCUUAACCCAUGAAAAAUUUACAUCACCUAGUGCCUUCUACAGUAAUUCUAGGACACACCCAAAAAGUUACUGCAAAGAAACUUAUAUGAAUGAAAUGAAAUUAUGAAGGCUGUCAGUCCCAGUAUUCUCCAGACAUGCUUAAAGCCAGGUAAGGCAAAAUGUGUAAUAAUUUAAUAACAGAACAACCCAAAACUAGUCAGAAGGGUUGUUGCAAACACCAUACAUUAGUUAGGUGAAUAUGAAAAUAGCAAUGAAAAAUGACAUUAGAAGCUCCUUACUCUUUAACAUUACAUAGUCCAAGAUUAAUGCUCAUCAUGGUCUGUGAAAACAGCAGUAAAAAGAUCUAAAUAAUAAACAAUGUUAAGAUGGGACAGAAUUUAUUUUCCCCCUUUGGACUCUGCCUAUAUAAUUGUACAGUUGGCACUGCCUUAUCGGGAUACUGAUAAUCUGGAUUUCUGCUUAAAUGGGAUACAACUCUGGGAGACAGUUCUUCCCAAUGCUAUUUAUGUUGUUUAAUUGGGACAUCACUUUGUUUAAUUUGUUUAAUUUUCAAAUGAUGACCAGAGAUCGCUUUUCAGAGCAAGACUGGUCGCGUAGCAGAGUACAGUGAGUACGUAAUUACACUGUGACUUACCUAAAUUGCGUAAACCACGUUGACCUCUUGAAGCAGGAGGAGUCUCCUGUGGUUUCUCAGGCUGCUGUUGCAAAGAAAGUUGGCAUGUCAACAUCGCAACUGGAAUUAAUUUUCUUUAGGAAUAAAAAAAAAAAAACAUUGACUUAUAUUUAAAAUUAUGUAUUUAACAUUUAAUCAUAAUGUGAUGUGAUUUCAUUAUUUUUAUUUUCAUUAAGAAUCAAAAAAGUGUGACAAAGGUCUCUCAACUGCCUCUCACUUAUUUGGGAUAUUUUUCCUUCUCCUGAGGCGUCCCGAUAAAGAGGCGCUGACUGUAAGACUGAACACAUAAGAGUCGUUUUUAAAAUAUCAUCUGCACUAUUUCAUUAUUAUUUAGCUUUUUUAAUGACUUGUUAUUGUUUUAAUGUUAAACAAUGAAAACCAAUCAUUUUACUGGCAAUUGUAUUUAGAUUACACAUCAGAAAGAGUAUAAAAAAAGCCUAUACCAUCAAAUAUUGUACACAAAAGAUCCAUCCUGUCAAUUUGUAUUUGACAAAAGCUUGGUGAGUUUCACUCAUAUCCAAACUGAAACGUGUUGCCAGACUUUUUAUGUUUUUCUCACCAAGGCACACAUGAUCACUGCCUGUGGCUUCCAUGACACAAUCUAUGUCCUGAAGCAGUCAUUUGUUCCUGUCAUCCUCGGGCAUUAGUCGUCGGUUCAUGUUGUCCACAACUGACUGGAUCAACUGGUUCACAGAUGGAAAUGUCCCACCUUCCUUUAGUUCCACUUGCUAAGCCUUUGUCGAGUCCAGUCUUGGCCUCCUCUUCAUGUUACCCGGGACAUGUUUUGUAACUUUCUAUUCUUCUGAUGUACAUUUUUAAGUAUUCUUGGCCCUUUGCCAAGUGACAUUUCCAUGCAAGAUUCUUCAGUUCAAGCACAAGGUCGCACAUUGAGGCCAACAUAAGAGCAAAGUUACUGGUUGUUAACUUGGCAGAAAGUCCCUUGAAUUUCUUUUGUUCAACAGACUUUCUUGCUGGGUUUUGUGCUUCUGAAGUAAAUUGAUAACAGUAUACGAUGCCCAAACUGCAGAAACAUAUCGGUAAGAGGAGGCAACCCAACGAACCCCAAAUAUUCAAUCUUCUUUACCUUGGUUGAUAAUACAUUUGCACAUUGCUCCAACUGAUUCACAUUUUUUGGAGAUUGUACGAAGCACAAUUGCACUCAAAAUGAUUCACUCCCCCACCAACACUGGUAAGGGCAUGUGAUGGAGUACACCCUGCCCCUGUAUUAUUAUUUGUAUAUAUGUAUGUUUUGUAUUAUUAUUAUUAUUAUUAUUAUUAUUAUUAUUAAUAAUAUUAUUAUUGUUAUUGUUAUUGUUAUUAUUGUCAUUGUAUUUGUAGGCUGGCGGUCGAGCACCGUCCGUCUAUUAUUAUUUACUGUUUGAGGCAAAAGAGUCGGUCUUGUAAUAUGUAGUCGUGGGGAUGGGGUUAAAACCCCUUCCCUAGAACUCUUGUGGGAAUGUGGCUGGAGCCAUAAUAAGGUAAUUUUUGAAUAGGUAAUUAAGGCUCCAGCCACGAAUAUAAAAGAUCCACUCUCGGCUCAGAGCGUGGUUGGAUGUUCAGAGGCGGAACUAGAGCGAGAGUGAAAAUUAACAAAACAAAACGUAUAGGAUCAGUGAAGGCAUUUGCCCAGCAUGACCUGUAUUGGCUGUUCGAUUUUUGUGUUCGUGAUUUUGUUUUGUUUAAAUAUUUAUUUUGCUCUGUGAGCACAGUGUUUUUUUGUUUAAAUCUUUUACUUUAUUUUUGUAUUUAAAAUAAAGACGGCGCAAACACCAUUGCACCCUA
Messenger RNA from Acipenser ruthenus (sterlet), 5522 nucleotides. RefSeq lists its product as uncharacterized. Bases 185 to 1348 code for a protein of 387 amino acids. The record is from RefSeq and is a predicted model, not a curated record. The transcript is spliced from 9 exons. Lineage: Eukaryota; Metazoa; Chordata; Actinopteri; Acipenseriformes; Acipenseridae.